AUGGAACAGUAUGAAGUUCUAGAACAGAUUGGUAAGGGCUCUUUUGCCUCUGCUCUUCUUGUAAGACACAAGCAUGAAAACAAAAGGUAUGUGCUCAAGAAGAUCCGUCUUGCUCGUCAGACUGAAAGAGUCCGUAGAUCUGCUCACCAGGAGAUGGAGCUUAUUUCAAAAGUUCGUAAUCCGUUCAUUGUAGACUAUAAAGAUUCAUGGGUAGAAAAGGGUUGUUUUGUGUGUAUCGUAAUUGGCUAUUGUGAAGGAGGAGAUAUGGCUGAAGCUAUUAAAAAGGCUAACUGUGUUCAUUUUUCUGAAGAGAGGCUUUGCAAGUGGCUAGUUCAACUCUUGAUGGCACUUGAUUACUUGCAUGCAAAUCAUAUUCUACACCGCGAUGUCAAGUGCUCAAAUAUAUUCUUGACAAAAGAUCAAGAUAUACGUCUAGGUGACUUUGGUCUUGCUAAAAUGUUGACAAGUGAUGAUCUUGCUUCUUCGAUUGUGGGGACUCCGAGUUAUAUGUGCCCUGAGCUUCUUGCCGAUAUACCCUAUGGAUCUAAGUCAGAUAUUUGGUCUUUGGGAUGCUGUGUAUAUGAAAUGGCUGCGCACAAACCAGCUUUUAAAGCUCUUGAUAUGCAAGCACUAAUUAACAAAAUAAACAAGUCUUUAGUGUCCCCACUACCAACAGUUUAUUCUGGUACUUUCCGAGGCAUGGUGAAGAGUAUGCUACGGAAAAAUCCCGAGCUUAGGCCAAGUGCUGCAGAGCUACUAAAUCAUCCACAUCUUCAACCUUAUAUAGUUAAAGUUCAUCUGAAACUAAACAACCCCAGAAGAAGUACUUUUCCAUUCCAAUGGACUGACUCAAACCAUGCUAGGAGAAGUCGAUUUGUAGAACCAGAAUCUGUUUCCACUCUCUCUGGCAGAGUUAAACGAUUGUCAUUCAGUAACGACAGGGCCUUGAAUCCUAGUAUUUCUGGAACUGAAGUAGGUUCUCUGUGUUCUACUCAAAGAGCUCAAGGAUUCUCUACUUAUUCAAAACAUUAUGAGCUAUCCAUUGGCUGUGUCCGUGAAGAACAGAAUGCUAACAAAUCAAAAGACACCAAGUUCUCAAUUGUUCGUCAAAUGGAAAGGAGAGCAGCUAAGGAGUUUGCCACCCCCCGGCGACAGAUUACCCCAUCAAAGAUAGCCCAUACUAGUUCCAAGCGCGAUUCUCUUCCAUCAUCUUCUAUUCCAGCUGGUAAAUUUACCCCACCGUCUCGCAGAGCUUCCCUUCCAUUGCCUACAAGAUCCACAACCACGACCACUCCUUAUAGAGCCAAUGUUGAUUUUCUUCGAAAUGUGGACUCUCCUAAUAUUUCUGUGAAUGCGCCACGAAUUGACAAGAUUGCCGAGUUUUCUUUGGCCCCUGGUGAGGAUCAUCCUCUCUUCCCUGUGCCCGGAACAUCAUCAACAUCAGCUCAGUGCUCUUCUAGUUCCCCAAGGAGUGCUGCUGACUACACAAUCACAAAAGACAAGUGUACUAUCCAGAUUGUGGACAAAGCCAAGGUCCCUACCCGUGGUACUCUAGUUUCGUGUGGCAAUGAAUGCUCUGAACAUGUCACAAAUGCUGUUUCAAGCAAUUCAUCGACAGAUUCUCGUCAACGCAAGUUUGACACCUCGUCUUACGAGCAACGAGCGGAGGCAUUAGAAGGGUUGCUCGAGUUCAGUGCCCGGCUUCUACAACAACAGAGGUUUGAAGAGCUUGAGGUGUUGCUGAAGCCAUUCGGGCCGGAGAAGGUUUCUCCAAGGGAAACAGCCAUUUGGUUGACUAAGAGCUUUAAAGAAACUUUGGUCUAA
Messenger RNA from Lathyrus sativus (Indian pea), 1824 nucleotides. NCBI's taxonomy places the organism in Eukaryota, Viridiplantae, Streptophyta, Magnoliopsida, Fabales, Fabaceae. The record is from the annotation of a GenBank genome assembly.